UAUAUUAAAUCUUUUGAACCUGCUCAGUCAGGUAGCAGUCACGAGGUCACUGACCCGCUGGUCGAUUGAGGAGGAGCGUUUUGUUUUGGUGGCUUGAAGGGAGUCACCGCCCGGUUUCAGAUGAAGUUAAUGUUUCUUUCCUAAGACGCCAUCUCUCUGGACUCUGUGGUCGUGGAUCUUUGGCUCGGCUUCAAUAAGCUAAUGAUUAACCAGGAGAUGUGACAGCAAAUACAUUAAAAGUUCAGCAGCCUUAUCACCAGGUGCUGCCCGUGGUCCAGGUGCUGUGGCAUGGGCGACUUCCGGCCACGCACCGUUUGGCUCGGCCACCCAGAAAAGAGGGAGCAGCGGUUCCCUCGGAAUGUCAUCAACAACCAGAAGUACAACUUCUUCACCUUCCUGCCAAUGGUGCUGUACAACGAGUACAAAUACUUCUUCAACUUGUACUUUUUGCUUCUGGCCUGCUCUCAGUUUAUUGAAGAGCUGCGCUUGGGGGCCCUCUACACCUACUGGGUCCCUCUGGGUCUGGUACUGACCAUCACCAUCAUGCGAGAGGCAGUGGAAGAAAUCAGAUGCUAUCUUCGAGACAAAGAAGUGAACUCUCAGAUUUACAGCAAGCUCUCAACGAGAGGUACAGUGAAGGUUAAAAGCAGUGGGAUUCAAGUGGGAGACCUUAUAAUCGUGGAGAAGAACCAGCGUGUUCCUGCUGACAUGAUCUUUUUAAGGACCUCUGAAAGAAAUGGCUCCUGCUUCCUGCGGACUGACCAGCUGGACGGAGAGACGGACUGGAAACUGCGCCUCCCAGUGGCCUGCACGCAGAGGCUGCCAACCGCUGCCGACCUCCUCCAAAUCAGAUCCUAUGUUUACGCCGAAGAGCCGAAUAUCGACAUCCAUAACUUCAUCGGAACUUUUACCAGGGAAGAUGGAGAUCCCCCAGUCAACGAGAGCCUCAGCAUCGAGAACACCCUGUGGGCCAGCACCGUUGUAGCCUCUGGCACAGUGGUGGGGGUUGUGAUCUACACAGGAAAGGAGCUGCGCAGCGUCAUGAACACCUCCAACCCGAGGCACAAGGUUGGUUUGUUUGACCUGGAGGUGAACUGUCUGACUAAGAUCCUGUUCGUGGCCCUGGUCCUGGUGUCCCUGGUCAUGGUCGCCCUCCAGCACUUCGCCGGCCGCUGGUACCUCCAGAUAUUCCGCUUCCUGCUUCUCUUCUCGCACAUCGUGCCCAUCAGCUUGCGUGUCAAUCUGGAUAUGGGAAAGAUGGUUUUCAGCUGGAUGAUCAAGAAAGACUCCAAGAUCCCCGGGACGCUGGUGAGGGCGAGCACCAUCCCGGAGCAGCUGGGGCGCAUCUCCUACCUGCUGACCGACAAGACAGGGACUCUUACCCAAAAUGAAAUGGUGUUCCGGCGGCUGCACCUGGGGACUGUGGCCUAUGGGAUGGACUCGAUGGACGAGGUGCAGAGCCACGUGUUCAGCGCCUACACACAGCCCGCCCACGACCUUCCAGCCUCCAGGGGGCCGGCGGCCACCAAGGUCCGCAAGACCAUCAUCAGCAGAGUCCACGAGGCGGUGAAGGCCAUCGCCCUGGUGCACAACGUGACCCCGGUGUACGAGUCCAACGGGGUGACGGACCAGGCCGAGGCGGAGCAGCACUAUGAGGACACGUGCAGGGUCUACCAGGCGUCCAGCCCCGAUGAGGUGUCACUGGUGCAGUGGACUGAGAGUGUCGGGCUCACACUGGUGGGACGAGACCAGUCCUCCAUGCAGCUGCGGACCCCUACUGGCCAAAUCCUGAACUUCACCAUCCUGCAGAUAUUCCCCUUCACCUAUGAGAGCAAGAGGAUGGGCAUCAUCGUGCGGGAUGAAUCAACCGGGGAGAUCACUUUCUACAUGAAGGGUGCUGACGUGGUGAUGGCCGGCAUCGUCCAGUACAACGACUGGCUGGAGGAGGAGUGUGGAAACAUGGCGAGGGAAGGUCUGAGGGUCCUCGUGGUCUCCAAGAAAUCCCUGACGGAGGAGCAGUAUCAGGAUUUCGAGGCGCGGUACGUCCAGGCCAAGCUCAGCGUCCAUGACCGCUCUCUGAAGGUGGCCACGGUGAUUGAGAGCCUGGAGAUGGAGAUGGAGCUGCUGUGUCUGACGGGGGUGGAGGACCAGCUCCAGGCCGACGUCAGGCCCACCCUGGAGAUCCUGCGCAAUGCAGGCAUUAAGGUGUGGAUGCUGACGGGAGACAAGCUGGAAACCGCCACGUGCACCGCGAAGAACGCUCAUCUGAUCACCCGCAACCAGGACAUCCACACCUUCAGGCCGGUGACAACACGGGGGGAGGCCCACCUGGAGCUCAACGCUUUCAGGAGAAAACACGACUGCGCUCUGGUGAUAUCGGGGGACUCGCUUGAGGUUUGUCUGAAAUACUACGAGUACGAGUUCAUGGAGCUGGCCUGUCAGUGUCCCGCGGUGGUCUGCUGCCGCUGCACCCCCACGCAGAAGGCCCAGAUCGUGAGGCUGCUGCAGGAGAGAACCAACAAACUCACCUGCGCUGUCGGGGACGGAGGAAACGAUGUCAGCAUGAUCCAGGAAGCCGACUGUGGCGUGGGAGUGGAGGGAAAAGAAGGGAAGCAGGCCUCCCUGGCCGCGGACUUCUCGGUGACUCAGUUCAAACAUUUGGGUCGUCUCCUCAUGGUCCACGGUCGGAACAGCUACAAGAGGUCGGCGGCCCUCAGCCAGUUCGUGAUCCACCGGAGUCUGUGCAUCAGCACCAUGCAGGCCGUCUUCUCCUCCGUCUUCUACUUCGCCUCCGUCCCUCUCUACCAGGGAUUUCUGAUUAUCGGCUACUCCACCAUCUACACCAUGUUCCCCGUCUUCUCCCUGGUGCUGGACAAGGACGUGGACUCCGAGGUGGCCAUGUUGUACCCGGAGUUGUACAAAGAUCUGUUGAAGGGUCGACCUCUAUCGUUCAAGACGUUUCUAUUAUGGGUCCUGAUUAGUAUCUAUCAAGGGAGCAUCAUCAUGUACGGGGCGCUGCUGCUCUUCGAGUCGGAGUUCGUUCACAUCGUGGCCAUUUCCUUCACCUCGCUGAUCCUGACGGAGCUGCUGAUGGUGGCCCUCACCAUCCAGACCUGGCACUGGCUCAUGAUCGUGGGCGAGCUGCUGAGCCUGGCCUGCUACGUGGCCUCGCUCGUCUUCCUGCACGACUUCAUCGACAUCUACUUCAUCACCACGGUGUCGUUCCUGUGGAAGGUGACCGUCAUCACGCUGGUGAGCUGCCUGCCUCUCUACAUCCUCAAGUACCUGCGGAGACGCUUCUCCCCGCCCAGCUACUCCAAACUGACCACUUAGAAGAGUGCGAGGUCCCCCCCCUACCCCCCCACCCCCU
Molecule: messenger RNA, 3370 nt
Organism: Pleuronectes platessa (European plaice)
Lineage: Eukaryota; Metazoa; Chordata; Actinopteri; Pleuronectiformes; Pleuronectidae
Product: probable phospholipid-transporting ATPase IIA
Exons: 28
Coding region: 289-3333 (1014 amino acids)
Biological process (GO): endocytosis; retrograde vesicle-mediated transport, Golgi to endoplasmic reticulum; phospholipid translocation
Cellular component (GO): endosome; plasma membrane; trans-Golgi network
Molecular function (GO): magnesium ion binding; ATPase-coupled intramembrane lipid carrier activity; ATP hydrolysis activity
Source: RefSeq, a predicted model, not a curated record